This is a messenger RNA of Rana temporaria (common frog), 1537 nucleotides long. RefSeq lists its product as uncharacterized. Bases 53 to 1405 code for a protein of 450 amino acids. NCBI's taxonomy places the organism in Eukaryota, Metazoa, Chordata, Amphibia, Anura, Ranidae. The record is from RefSeq and is a predicted model, not a curated record. The transcript is spliced from 4 exons.
AAUUCAAACCGCGUCAUCAUCCAGCGCCGGAAGUGAGUGGCGAAUAACAGACAUGUCACGUGAUGCGGGGGACUGGCGGCGGCACAGGCGGCGGCUCCUGAUAUACCGUCCUUCGCCUGAUGACUGUCAGACUCCACCUACCCUCCAGAAGAAAGAGGUGACCCCCGACACUGAGCCGUCCUUGCAGACUUCUGAUUCCGGAUAUCAUGGAAGAGAACUCCAGCACAAUCCCUCAUUAAAGAGCACACCUUCUAGAGUUCAGGCCAGAGUACACCAGCGUGAACCGCUGAUACGGACCAAUCGUUCUACGGAUCGGGGGAAUGUAGUCCUGAAUGAGCACCUAUUACAGACUCCCCUUUCCCGAGAUCACAAGGAAAAAGCUCAGCAUGGAGCCCCAUUACAGACCCUUUAUUCCAGUGACCACAAGGAAAUGGUCCAGUGUGGAGCCCCAUUACAGACCCUUUAUUCCAGUGACCACAAGGAAAUGGUCCAGUGUGGAGCCCCAUUACAGACCCUUUAUUCCAGUGACCACAAGGAAAUGGUCCAGCAUGGAGCCCCAUUACAGAGCCCUUCUUCCAGUUACCACAAGGAAAUGGUCCAGCGUGGAGCCCCAUUACAGAGCCCUUCUUUCUGUGACCACAAGGAAAUGGUCCAGCGUGGAGCCCCAUUACAGAGCCCUUCUUUCUGUGACCACAAGGAAAUGGUCCAGCGUGGAGCCCCAUUACAGACCCCUUCUUCCAGUUACCACAAGGAAAUGGUCCAGCGUGGAGCCCCAUUACAGACCCCUUCUUCCAGUGACCACAAGGAAAUGGUCCAGCGUGGAACCCCAUUACAGACCCCUUCUUCCAGUGACCACAAGGAAAUGGUCCAGCGUGGAACCCCAUUACAGACUCCUCCUUCCAGACAUUAUUGGGAAAAAUUACAGCAUGGACACCGAAUACAGACUUCUCCUUUCAGUGACAAGGAAAUAGCCUAUCGUGGCUCCCCAAUACAGACUCCUUCCUCCAGAAAUCACCGGGCAAUAGUCCAAACCACUCCAUCCAGAUACCGUAGACCUUGGAACGAGCAUUGCGCUUGCCUGUUGGCAUCACCUUUGGAAAGGACGGCUAACAGGGUCCUGUUUGUGGAACUGCAUGACAUUUCAUGUCAGGUUGACGCACAGUCUCCGCCCACUGACAGGACGCCGGUGACUGGUGAUUGUUCUGUGCUCAGCAGUGUCGGUUCUCAGAGCCACUGUGAUGUCCAAGGUAGGUCCGAGUCUUCUCAGCUUAGUAAAUUCCAGACCUUUUCCUUGUCAGAGAGCGUGUUCUGCUUAGUAAAUUCCGGACCUUUCCCUUUGUCAGAGAGCGUGUUCUGCUUAGUAAAUUCCGGACCAUUUCCUUGUCAGAGAGCGUGUUCUGCUUAGUAAAUUCCGGACCAUUUCCUUGUCAGAGAGCGUGUUCUGCUUAGUAAAUUCCGGACCAUUUCCUUGUCAGAGAGCGUGUUCUGCUUAGUAAAUUCCGGACCAUUUCCUUGUCAGAGAGCGUGUUCUGCUUAG